GGAUUUUUUUAAACCGUUUUGGAGGGAGGGGUGAGCGCGGCGUGGGGGGCGGCGAGAGCGCUCCAGGCUCGGGCGGCGCCUCCUGCUCCCGGCUCGCUCCUGCCUGCGCCGCCGACAUGAAGCUGCUGGGACACAGGUUCGAGCUGCUCACAGGGCUCCUGCUUCACGACGUGACCAUGUCGGGGCUCCAGGAGCUGCGAUUCCCCGAGGAGAAGCCGCUGCUUCGGAGCCUGGAAGCAGGCGAUCUGGAGCCCGUGGACACCUUUCUCGUGGCUGACGACACGGACUGGAAGGAACAUGACAUCGAAACGCCCUACGGCCUCCUGCACGUGGUGAUCCGGGGGUCCCCCAAGGGGAACCGCCCAGCCAUCCUCACCUACCACGACGUGGGCCUCAACCACAAACUGUGCUUCGACACCUUCUUCAACUCCGAGGACAUGCAGGAGAUCACCAAGCACUUCGUGGUGUGCCACGUGGACGCCCCUGGCCAGCAGGUGGGGGCGUCCCAGUUUCCUCAGGGGUACCAGUUCCCCUCCAUGGAGCAGCUGGCAGCCAUGCUCCCCAGCGUGGUCCAGCACUUUGGGUUCAAGUAUGUGAUCGGCAUCGGCGUGGGAGCUGGGGCUUACGUGCUGGCCCAGUUUGCGCUCAUCUUCCCCGACCUGGUGGAGGGGCUGGUGCUCAUCAACAUCGACCCCAACGGCAAGGGCUGGAUCGACUGGGCGGCCACCAAGCUCUCUGGCCUGACCAGUGCGCUCCCUGACACAGUGCUCGCCCACCUGUUCAGCCAGGAGGAGCUGGUGAACAACACGGAGCUGGUGCAGAGCUGCCGGCAGCAGAUGAGCAACGUCGUGAACCAGGCCAACCUGCAGCUCUUCUGGAACAUGUACAACAGCCGCAGGGACCUGGACAUCAACCGGCCUGGAACAGUGCCCAACGCUAAGACGCUGCGCUGCCCCGUGAUGCUGGUGGUUGGUGAUAACGCGCCGGCCGAGGACGGAGUGGUGGACUGCAACUCGAAGCUGGACCCCACCACCACGACCUUCCUGAAGAUGGCAGAUUCCGGGGGACUACCCCAGGUCACCCAGCCCGGCAAGCUGACCGAGGCCUUCAAAUACUUCCUGCAAGGCAUGGGCUACAUUGCGCACUUGAAGGACCGGAGGCUGAGUGGAGGCACAGUGCCCUCGGCCAGCAUGACCCGACUGGCACGUUCCCGCACCGCGUCCCUCACCAGCGCCGGCUCCGCGGAGGGCCGCCCGCAGCCCUGCACGCUGUCAGAGAGCAACGAGGGCCUGGGCCAGGUCAGCCACACCAUGGAGGUGUCGUGCUAAGCCCGGGCCCCCUCCCGGGACGCCCACCUGCCCGCCGCACCCACGUCCUCCCCCCGCCAUCCUUGCGCCCGCUCAUUUUCCGUUUAGUUUAUUUUUGUGAGGGCAAAGGGGAAGAAACGGGGUUACUUCUUUUUCUAAAAAAAAAAAAAAAUCGAAGAGCCGACAACAGCGAGGGGCUCCCUGUCAGCCGCUGCAGCAGAGUCUCCCGGCGGUCUGAGGGGCUCUGAGGGGCUCACUGCUCCCGCCGCCGCCACCGCCCUGGCAGAGCUCGCUCUCUGCAGGCUCGGGGCUGCCAGGGGGGAUGGUGGGGGGGGUGUCCGGAAGGAGGGGGGGUUGCUAUAAAGAGCCAGAGUCGUCUCCUGCCCGGGACUCGGGAUCAGAAUCUAGAUCAGAACCGGAGCAGCACGAUGCUGGGGAUGGAACCUGGGGGGUUCGAGAAGGUGGGUGCUGGGCGCGCAGGCUCAGGGCGCCCAGCUCGGACACUGGCCGGAGGGGAAGGGGGGAGCGGCGGGCACCGCUGGUUGUGUGUGGCAGUUGUGCGCAGGGCGCCAUGCGAGGCCACCACCCUGACCAGGGCUGAGUGGGGCUCCCGGGUGGUUGGUGCUGCAGGGACAGACAGACAGACCACGGAGGCGGAUGUGAGGCAGGAACCCCACAAACCUACACCUUUCCCCCUCGCACACCUGGUCCUUGACUGGGGGCCGAGGAAAGAUGAUGAGGAUUGCCUUGGGGGAGGUGAGGGGCGGGCAGCAGUCCAUGCUGAGUUCCUGGAGACCCCUUUUCGUGCCAGACUUCAUGGAGGACUCAAUAGCUGGGCCCAGGCUGCCCCCCCCACUGGAAGCAGGGUGGUUCUCUGGGGGGAGUUUGGUCAAAAUUCCACGUCACUCAGGAAAGCUCAGUGGAGAGAACCGGGCCGGGGCAGGGAGGACGGAGACGGAGGCCAUGACUGGCUGCGGCGGGAGGGGCCGGUUCCUGGCAGAUGAGGAAUGUUCCCCGCCACAUGCAGCACCCGCUCCUGCCCAGGUGGGUCCGGAGCCUUCUGCGCCCCCCCCACCCCUCAUCAGUUCAAAUCUCCUGGCCCCCAAAUGAGAAGCCAUUUUGUCUCGGAGCCAAAAUCAAUUGCUGCCAAGUCGAAAAACAAGUGCAAAGGGGAGAGAGCACUGGAGCCUACAGGGCUGUGGAGGGGCGGGAGACGGGGUUCAGCUGUACCGGCAUCCCCUCUGCACACCUCACCCCUUCAGUUAUCUAAGCCAUGACUAGACUGCCCUAGAGCCCGGUGGUGUCAGUCCGUCCCCAGUUCUAGUCACUCACGUGCUUCCUUUGAAUAUUGAAUGUGACUGUUUGAAAAGCUGGUAGAUUAAUCCCACUUACUGUAGAUAGUGCUGCCAAUCUUUUUCCCCCUGUGUUCUUUGAUGAGAUCACUAUCAAUAUCUAUACAGUAUAUAUCUGUGUGUAUCGGGUCCUGCUGUGUGCGGUUUUCCAUCCGAGGGCAUCUCUCUCGUCAGAGUGAACUUUUAUGGAGUUUCUUAUUUUCCUCUCUGUACAAAGUGAAGCGCCUAAUUUUGUGUAUUCUUGUGGCUGAUGUCAUGAGACUUUGAGAUGACAAAAUGUAAAACAAAUAAAAGCCCUUGUCAAUGUAGAAAGUUAACUUCGCUGAAAAGCUAAUAAAGAAAUUAAGAACU
Molecule: messenger RNA, 3010 nt
Organism: Sorex araneus (European shrew)
Lineage: Eukaryota; Metazoa; Chordata; Mammalia; Eulipotyphla; Soricidae
Gene: NDRG4
Product: NDRG family member 4
Exons: 17
Coding region: 117-1328 (403 amino acids)
Biological process (GO): brain development; signal transduction; positive regulation of ERK1 and ERK2 cascade
Cellular component (GO): cytoplasm
Source: RefSeq, a predicted model, not a curated record